Messenger RNA from Siniperca chuatsi (mandarin fish), 2736 nucleotides. RefSeq names its product coiled-coil-helix-coiled-coil-helix domain containing 3b (gene chchd3b). The record is from RefSeq and is a predicted model, not a curated record. Gene Ontology annotation, cellular component: MICOS complex; mitochondrion. Bases 146 to 2146 code for a protein of 666 amino acids. Lineage: Eukaryota; Metazoa; Chordata; Actinopteri; Centrarchiformes; Sinipercidae. Gene Ontology annotation, biological process: inner mitochondrial membrane organization. The transcript is spliced from 9 exons.
CUGCUGUUGUUGACACAGCGGUGGGAAGGGGCAGCUUGUUACAGCUGUUACGAGUCGGUUUCACUGAGGACACUAAUCCACGUUGUGAGAUUAAAGAUCUUAAGUAACCACGCAGAGCUGAUAGUAGCUGCGGCUGCAGGCGUGGAUGGGGGGAAACAGCCCGAGUCACUUCUCUCAUGAGGAUGGUGAAGGAGGCGGAGGAGUUACUUUUGUGAAGGGCAUUCGGCUGUCGGACAAAGUCAUCAACCGGAUGAGACAGUCUCCAAAGGUCCUCGGUCCUCGGCUCUCACAGAAUGGAAGUCCUCCUCCACCCACUCCAGUUCCCGCCCCCUCUGGCGAACACUUAAUACCUCUUCUGACACCUCCUCCAUUCAUCCCCCCUCCACCUCCUCCUCAGGAGGCCCCCUCCAAACCUCCAUCAGUGGCACCUCCUGUAAAACUCAUCCCUCCUCCUCCUGUUAAGUUUCAUUCCCUUCCCCCGCCUCCACCUGCAGAGCCAAAAACUCCACCUCUAACCGACCCUGUUGUCUCAGCCCCUCUUCCACCUCCACCUCCUCCUCUUCAGGAAGCCCCAUCCACGCCUCCGUCAGUGGAACCUCCUCCUCCUGUAAAGUUUCACUCCCUUCCUCCUACCUCUCUGGAGCCUGCAGCCCCACCAAAAACUCCACCUGUGACUGACCUUGUUGUCUCAGCCCCGCCUCCACCUCUGUCUACACCUUCUCCACAAGUAGAAUCACCUGUGGAGCUUGAAUCUCCUCCUCCUGCCCCACCUGCUGUAGUGGAGCCAGUAGUCCUACCUCCUGUUGAAUCCUUUAUCCCACCUCAUGUAGAGCCAGAAACCCUGUCUACACCACUGAUAGCUGAACUCAUCGUUGAACCUGUUGUCUUACCUCCACCUGUGGAGUCCUCUACAGCAGCUGUAGCUCCACCUGAACCUCUAGUUUCAUCUCUGCCCUCUGAACUUGUGAAACCAACAACUGCAACUACUAUUGAAGCUGCUGCUGUAGUUCCCUCUGUUGAACCUCUUGAAUCUGUUGUCCUGUUGGCGCCACUAGUGGAAACGAUGCAGCCUCCACCCACUGUUGAAUCUACACCAGUUGAACCAAUAAUCCCACCCUGUCCUGGUGAAGCAGUAGUUUUACCUCGGCAAGUGGAGCCCACUCUUGUUGAGCCUGUAGUCCCACCUGCUGCAGUUGAAGAAGUGCCUCCAAUCGUGGCUCCAGCUGUGAAUGCACCACCUCCAUGUGAACCGGUUCCACCUCCACCUUCUCCAGAGGCUGUGGCAGCACCCUCUCCUGCUCCAGAGCUCACAUUUGAAGAGCCCUCCCCGCCCUGUCACUGUGUGGAGCUGGCCGUCGUGCCAACUGAUGCACCUGUAAGUGAACCCCUCGUAGAGCCUCUAGCACCACCUCCACCUGAUCCAGCUCCACCUGCUGAGGAGCCAACCAUGACCACGUCUUUGCCCCCUGUUAUUGAGGAUGAAGAACCUGCUGUCACCUCAGUGCCACAACCUGCAGCAGCUUUGCCCGUUCCUCCUGAUGUGGUGGAGGAAGAGUUGAGGCAGCAGAUCAAAGAGGAGAUGCAGAGGAGUCUGGAGGAGGAGAUCAGCCAGAAGAGGCAGGAGCUGCAGCGACAGCUGGAGGAGAUGAGGGCUCGAGCUCAAGCAGAGGCCAAAGCAGCAGCUGAGGCACAGGUGGAGGAGCAGGUGAAGAAGACGCUGGAGGUGGAGAAGGCGGCGUACAUGGAGAACCUGACAGACUCUAUUAUGAAAGAGCGAACGAAGACAGAAGAUGAGAGGCUCAUGGUGCAGUUUUAUUGGAUGGAGAUGAAGGCUCAUCAACUGGAGGAAAGGGAGAAAGAUUUGAAGAAACGAGAAGCUCUCUACAAGGAACAUGUCGCAAAACUUGAAGCAAAGUGUACCGAGUUUUACAAAGUGACUACUGAGAGCUUCCAGAAGGGCAAAGAGGAGACUCACAACCGUUUUGCGCGUUUUGAUAUCCAGCCAGUGUGUGGCGACUUGCAGAGUCAGAUUUUAAAAUGCUACAAGGAGAACACAGGAAAAACUCUGUCCUGCUCGAGUAUUGCCUCGGCCUACAUGCAGUGUGUGGACAACGCCCAGAAGAAUAAGUUGAGCACUCGAGGUUAAUAUGGACCACUUGAUGAGGACGACGACAUCUGAUAGCAAAGAAAAGUUGAUGGAUAGAAUUCAACAAACAAGAUGAGUUACAGGAGAAACAACUCCAGCCUUUACAUGCAUCUGGAAGAAGUGCCAUGUACCCCCAGACUUGACUUGUCUGAUGUACCAGGCCAGUGGUCUGGUCUGGUAUUCGCGUCACAAACAUUAGCAGUGCUUGGUCUUUAGCUUGGCUGCCAUGUUUGCAACCUCUCUGGUUCUUGGGAUCAUCUUUAAAACCAAUUGUCCCACUACAAUAACAGAUGGAUCAUAUAAUUUUAAGUGCUUGUCUUUGUAAAUGAGGUAAAACACAACAAAGGAGCAGAAGAUUUAAGUGGUUUUCAUUUUGACAGCAGUGUGAAUUCAAUUCAGUAUUUGUAUGAGAUACUGUGUGUGCCUUGAAGUUUUGAAAGCUAAUUAUCAAACGGCAGAUGCAUGGAUUGGAUGCAAGAAUUGUUUGAGCGUGAGUGUGAAGUAACAAAGACCUGUACAUGAUUUCGGUUAUUGUACUGUACAUAGGUUAAUUCUGAUGCAUGCAAAAAAAUUAAAUCAGUCUCAAUAAA